UCAACCUCAUGAUUGGAUAAUUAGAAAUGCCAAUCAGACACGGAACGCCUCCACAACCACCCUCCAAAAAAAACGCAACCUCUCAUUAUUUGAUUGGUUUGCUGAAUUGACGUAACAGUACAACCUCUCGCAUCUAUUGGCUUAUAGCGACGUCAAUCAUACUAACAUUCUGCUGAUCCCCGAUUGAAAUGCUGGGAUUUCACCCCCUCCCUCCUUAGUCGUGGCUGACGCAAUGGUCACGUGUUGUUUUCGCUGUGGUCCGUGGAGCUGUGUACUGUGUGAGAGAGAUUGAUUAUAGAAACGAGUGAAUGCGGUUAUGUAGCAAUUGGCUGAAUUUCUGUGCCUGCUGUCUGUGGUGGAUAUAUAUCGAGCAAGGAACGAGCGGAGAGCAUCAUUUUUUUGGAAAAACGAAAUUGAGCCGGACUCAGAAUUUGGCACCCGAGAUGGGGUCUGUAUCAGUAAAGCUAAGGUAAAGUGACCUUUAUUCGUAUUCUCUCAUGGCAAAUUUGGUAGAUUGUCGAGAAAACAACGCCGCUAUGUUGCUGUUGGAAACACAACAGCGCGCAAUUGGGUCGAAAACAACAGUCACAACAAACGGCGACACCUCUGUCGGGGAAAUCCCUUCAUCUUUAAUUAAUAUUGGCAACGUGCAAUACCAGCAGCACCUGCCGCUCUCGUUUCACCACAGCUCACAGCAGGCGCAGCAACAGUAUUCGGAGGAAAACCUCCAGGACGAACUGCUGAGAAAACCUUCCCUGUCCCUCGUACAGGAAGAAGUCGCUGUCGGCACUACAGCUGCCCCUGUGGCAGCUGCUGCUGGUGCCGCCGCCAGGAGCGACGGGCUGGACGACGUGAGGAAAUGCGGCUACUUGAGAAAGCAAAAGCACGGUCACAAGCGGUUCUUCGUGCUGAGAGGCCAGAGCCACCUGGGCCCCAGCAGGCUGGAAUACUAUGACAGCGAAAAGAAAUUCCGCAACAGCACAAGAUCCACCGCCACCGCCUGCCCCCCGAAACGAGUGAUCCCGCUAUACCAGUGCUUCACUGUAAACAAGAGGGCUGAUGCCAAGAGCAAGCACCUCAUUGCCCUGUACACGAAAGACGAGUAUUUCGCAAUGGUGGCUGAGAAUGAGCAGGAUCAGGAGGACUGGUACGCCGCUAUAAGCGACUUGAUGAAUGAGGGAAAGAGAGGGCACCUGGACUCGGAGGAGUUGGACGACGGGUAUGGCACCGUCACUCCUGGCACUGUUUUCAAAGAAGUGUGGCAGGUGAAUGUGAAACCCAAGGGGCUGGGGCAGACCAAGAACUUAACCGGCGUGUACCGCCUGUGCCUCUCCAGCAAGAGCAUUCACCUCGUGAAGCUGAACUCGGAGACGCCCUGCGUGAACCUGCAGCUCAUGAACAUCCGGCGCUGCGGCCACUCGGAGAGCUUCUUCUUCAUCGAAGUGGGGCGCUCUUCCUCCAUUGGCCCCGGGGAGAUCUGGAUGCAGGUGGACGACUCGGUGGUGGCCCAGAACAUGCACGAGACCAUCUUGGAGACCAUGAAGGCCCUCAAGGCCUUUGCCGAGUUCCGGCCCCGGAGCAAGAGCCAGUCCUCCAGCUCCAAUCCGCUGGCCUUCAUCACCACCCGCAGACACCUGGGGAACCUGCCCCCCAGCCAGACGGGGCUGCAGCGCCGCUCGCGGACGGAGACCAUCGUGGGCACCCCCCCUGCCAGCAAGAGUGGGGGCUACCGUUUCCGGACCUCCAGUGAGGGGGAGGGCACCAUGAGCAGGCCCUUCCGCUCCGUCACGGGCAGCCUCAUUCACCUCAACGCGGCCCGCAUGAACCUCGGCAGGCAGGAGGGUGGCGGGGGCCGCUACGUGCGGGCCGCAGCGGGGGCUCCCUGCCACAUGCGCUCGGCCUCCUUGCCCGUCUCCCACUUCCCUUCCACCACCAGCCCCGUCAGCGUGUCCUCCAGCAGCGGGCACGGUUCGGCCUCCGACACGCUGACCCGGCCCUCGAGCGCCUCCAUCUGCGGCUCGCCUAGCGAUGGGGGGUUCAACUCCUCCGACGAGUAUGGCUCCAGCCCCGGGGACUUCCGCUACUUCCGGGUGAGGAGCAACACCCCCGAUUCUCUGGGCAACACGCCGCCCAUCCGGGAGGAGAACAGCCUCAAUGACUACAUGGCAAUGGACCGACACCGAGAGGGCCUGGGCUGUUCUGAGGGCCCCAGGGAGGACUGCGUAGAGGUGGACAAGGGCUUCCGGAAGCAGGCUCACUCCCUCUCCAGGCCGGGCAGCAGCAGUGGCGUUGCAGUGUAUCAGAAAAUGACCCAGACUACCUCGUCGUUGGAUGAGCCCUGUGCGGAGGCCAGCCUGGUGGGAAGCAGUGGCCACCGGGCCUGCUCCGUUUCCCCCAAGUCAGGCUUCUGCCCUUACCCAGAGGACUACUACCAGGCCAAGCCCCCUGCAUACCAACAUCAGGGUAACCCCAAGGAUGAUGGCUACAUGCCCAUGAUGCCUGGUGUGGUGCCAAAACGGAGUGCAGACUAUGUGCCCAUGCAGCCCAAGACCUCUUCAGCUCCCCAACAGAUUGUCAGCCCCAGAUGCUCCCAGUAUGUGGACUCUGAGGGCUACAUGAUGAUGCUGCCCAGUGGUGGCUACUCACCUGUUCAAACCUGUCCCCAGAGCAGCAAUGGACGCGUUUCCAAUGGCCCAUACAUGGACAUGUCCCAGAACGGUGCGCCUACCCAUCGCAAGCGCUCCAACGACUGCCACUGCGCACAAACGCCACCUGAUCUCCCAAAGUCUUACAGCUCCUACUUCUCCCUGCCAAGAUCUUACAAAGCUCCCUUGCGGGAGAGCCGUGAGAGUGAUGAAUAUGUGCCCAUGUGUUCCCCUGCAAAGCCUGCCUAUGCAGUGAUUGAAUGCAGCCGCCGGGUGGUGCCGAGCGGCCCCUCUCCCACUCCUGGGAUGCAUAAUGGUUGCCAGGCGUCCGUCGGGGGAGAUGGGAGAGCUGUGCGACCCACACGCCUUUCCUUGGAGAGGCACAACUUCCACAGCUCCCUUAUUGUCUGCGAGCCCCCCAGUCCUGGAGAGUACAUCAACAUUGACUACGAGCAGAAGGCCUUGCACACACCCUGCUCCCUGUCUGCUGAGGGCUCCCCAUCAUCCUUGGGCUCCAGUAGCGAGCAGCGCCGCUCCCCACUUCCGGAUUACAUGAGUCUGGACCUUGAUAAUGCCUUUCCCAAAGGGUGCUCCCCACAGCCCAUGCCAGUAGCCCCCAGGAACCCCACUGACUACAGUUUGCCCCAAGCAUCCACUCCCAGCAGUGGGCGGACGGAUGACUACACGGAAAUGACCUUUAACCUGGGUGGGGAGCCCAGCAGCCCUUCGGCCUUGGUGAAGCAGCUUCGGAUUAUUGAGCCCUACCCUGCCCUGCCAGCCUUGAGCCCCCCUGUCGAGCCCAAGGUCAUCCGAGCUGACCCCCAGGGCAGGCGGCGACACAGUUCGGAGACCUUCUCCUCCUCUCCCAGUGCGCCCAGCAGCGCCCCUCAGUCCAGUGCCCUCCUGAUGGAUGGCAGCAAGCGACACAGCUCGGCCUCCUUUGACAGCGUCUGGCUCCGGAUGGAAGGUACGGGCUCCCUGGAGGUUGCGGGGGACGUGGGGUGCAGCUCCAGCAGCAGGAUGUGUCGCAACACCUCUGCCGGCUAUCAGAACGGCCUCAACUACAUCGCCCUGGACCUCCGGGAAGACCCCCAGGGCUGCUGCGACCUGGUGUCCCCUUCUGUCCCUCCUCCACCUCCUCUGGCUGAAAGCGGAGCUUACGCCAGGAUAAAGUUCCCCAAGUCCGAUGGACUGACCGCUGCCUCAAAAGACUGAAGAACAUGCAUCGAGUCAGUUUCCAAACCCGGCUGCUGUGGUCUGACCCUGCGACGGCAGUGAGCUACAAUGCCCCUUUUAAGCAGCCCCACCAUUUCCGGUUUGACCCCAGCUGCAGACCCCUCAAACGCACCCCAAAAGAGAAGGCUUUUUUUUCCCCUUUAUAUCCAGCAGCAGCAGCACCAACAACUGAAUAGCGAUUAUUUAAAACCAAGUACUUUUUCUAAUCUGUGGAGUGGUUGCCGUUUUGAGUGGAGCACCUUGACGUGACCUAAAGAAUGUUUUAUUUUUCCUUGAAGAGCCCAGGGCGGUCAACACUGAGCAGUCUGGCCAGCUGAUCAGCCAGUAGAGUUUACAAGCAUUACAUCUAGCAUGUUAUUAUUUAUUUCUACUUUGGUUUCUUACUCUGAGGAUCGCAGUUUAUCCCACAACAGUUCAGCGAGGUUCAAACCCUACCCACCACCUCGGAAUUGUUGCUCCUAUUUCUGCUCUUGCACUUUGAGGCUCAGGUGGCAGAAAGCAGCUCUGCUAAAGCAAAGCCUGGUUCAAGUGCAACAUGCUGUGAAUAUCUGAGAAUGACAGUCAGGCUGUAGAACCCCCCCUCCCCGCCUUACCCCAUUUUGAGUCGACCACUUGCCAAGUAUGUGUUUGACAAAUGGGGAUCUAUACUUGGACUUUUAAAAUUCACUCUCAGCCAAAUGAUCUGAUACUCUAUCCAGCCCCCAAUACCUACUGAGCAGCAGUGCCAAAGGCCAGUGGUUUGACCUGCUUCUUCAUGGUGUAAGCCCUGAUGUUUCUCCUUUUACACCUGCGAUACUGGUGAUCUGGUGUCAGAGUGGGGUCGUAUGAUACAAGCAGAUGCUUUUCUGAGUGUUCUCUCUCUUAAGGGUUUCCCGCUGUGCAGCGAAGCAGCCAGAAAGCCUAAAGAAAGCCCUUUUACGGAAGUGACAGAAAUGGGAGGGAAAACCUUGCUCACGGAUUCAGGUGAUUUUCUGCACGGCGGAGGCAGGUGGCAUCCUGGCAGAUGAAUAGUAUUACCAGGAAUAUGCUGGUAUUUCCAUUCACACACGUAUCAGAAACCUCUCAGACUAUAAUUAAUAGCCACUGCAGGUUUGCAGUUGUUACUGGCAACUAAUCUGAGCAGGCCUGGAAAACAAGUCAAACCCCUUAUUGUCACUGCAGGUGUUGCCACACGUAAGUGAGGAUUUUCUUUCCUAUAUAAAAUAUAUUUAAGUUCGUAGUGCAAAUAGAGACCUAUGGGUGAAAACACAUGAUAGUGUGUGGAAAUACCCAAUACUGCUAGAAAGAUUGAAGUACUUUCUUUAAAAAAUGCAAAAUGCCUAAGUGAACCCUGUUUUAAUAGUCUCAUUUGUUUUUGGCACAGUCUGUCUCACCAUCCUCUACAGUAAAAAUAUAUGAAUACUCCUAGUGCUGAUGAGAUUAGCCAGAUGUUUCAUCACCUGGCCAAUGUGAGCUGGUUCCUCUUCCCCCUAUCCUGUCUGAUUCCUGAUUGGAAAUUUCUUUGCAAAGCCCUUUCAUGGCACUCUGUCGUCUUACAGAGAACUGUCUCCCAAAGUGCUGUUUUUUUGCUUGUUGUCUCACCACUGUUGCUGCUCCAGGGAGCAAAGCCUGCAGGACACGUCUCUCGAUCACCUUUGCUGUCUGCUCAUGCUCACCAGACAAUCAGCUGUUGGGUAACGUGGUGAGGCAACGGCUUGUAACAAAAGGAUCUGAUACAGGGUCUGGAGCGGCCAUUCCGAUGGGAUUUCCAUGUUUACCUUCCUUGUGAAUGGAUAGGUCAAGGCACGCUGUAGUCCUGGGCUGUGCUCAGCCAUGGCAGAAUGUCUUCUGUAUAGCGUUUCCCUACCUUGUCCUGGCCCCUCCUGGCAGAGCAGGGUUCUGAUCCAGCUCAAGUGCUCAAUCAGGUGCUGGUUGGACUGGAAUCCUGGCCUAGUCAGGGUUGGGAUGGGGGUGGGGAGGUUUUCCAUUUCAGUCAUCACCUUCAACUAGCAGACAAAAACAGUGCUCUAAAAUCCACAUAAUUUAUUAUGUACUAAUGACCAAAAAGUCUUCUGCUUUUAUCAUUUACGGUAUUGUCCAUGUAGGCAAAAAAAAAGUUUUAAAGUGUUGGGGUACUAUCAUGUCUGUAUGGACAAAAUAACAAAAACUGGAGUUUGCUGUACACUUCAUGUGAGGUUUUGGAGAUAUACAGCAGAACGAACUGGUACGAAACAGUUUACAGGACUGUUUUUUUUGGUACAAAAUGCACUAUUUUUAUUUUGUGGUACAGAACACUAAAAAAAUGGGAGCCUUGUUUGUGAAAUAUUUCCACCCUGUUUGCUAGUGGUUAAGACUCAGCUGUCCAUUCUUGAUCUCUUUGCCAUGGGAUGAAGUCAUGCAUGUGUGAAUUCGUCAGGAAAAGCAUUGGAAACAACAGCAGCACCUCACGUUUUGUUUUUGAUUUCAACUGACAAACCUUAAAUGAAGAAUGCCUUUGUGUACAGUUGUACAGGUUUCUGAGGGCUGGUUUAUACUGCGUUGUCAACUAAAGCACACAGUCGAUUCGUUGAAAGUCUGCACAAGCUCAUACCCCAGGACUUUUCUCCACGCGCCCAGUGCCUGUUGAAGCAAGGAGAUGCCUGCCGUUCAUCAGUAGCACGUUCUCCCAAAGAAGUGGGCAAGAGGCAGCAUUACAGGCUGGGCUGGGACUGGCGGAACAGCAAGAGCUGUAAACUUCCUGCGGACAUUUAAAGGCAUUUUUAUGGAAGCUGUAAAAAUGACAUUGGCAUACCCUUUAAAGCAGUGAGAAAUCAGUAAGGAUGAGAGGUUCCACAAUGCAAUGUUGUUGCAGGAGACUACACGGGAAAACACUAGAAAAAAAUCUGAUUCAAGUUACAGUAACCUCACACAUACCUCAUUAAAGCUUUUUAUAUAGACUGAGAGUUGACAAAAGAGCAUUACCUAGUCUUACUAUUGCAAUGGCUUGUUUUUUAUUUUAUUUUGAUGCAUAAAACCUUUGCACAUACCCUGCGUUCUGUCAGAAUCUGCUCAUUAUUUCUUUUUGCGUGGUACAAAUCUGGCUCUGUAGUCCUGGGUACUUACUGGAGAUUGUGGAGAAAGGAGCUUUGGUACUCAAUGAUUGCAACUUUUUCUGUCCAUUUCAUUUUGCUUAUAUCCUUGGUUCUGUUUAGAAUAGAUGCUUUAGGGAGGCUAAAGCAUAGCACCGGCACUGGCUUUCUUUUUUGAGUGCAGACAAAAAACAGAUAUAUGUACGACAGUAGCUUUUACUGCAGAGGGCAGCUGAGAACAGGAGUGAACAGUACAGUAUGUGCUCUUGGGGAAUUCUCUGCAGUGAUUGACAAGGCCAUGGCCAUCUGCAGUGCCCUACGUCUGACUUGGCAAAUAUAAAUCAACCAGCAUACCCGUAUCCAUACCCUUACUCAACCUGUUGUAAUUGUAAGGUUGCCUGGCUGUAGUUUUCUUGUUUCCCUAUUGAACCAUGUUCAAACAAAACACGAGGCAGGGCAUACAUACUUGCCCUCUUGAUGACAAAGUCCUUCAAUAUUAAUAUAAAGUACACCCCACUUGUAAAAGAAAAUAGUUUAAUAUACAACCUUGCAUCUGAAAUGAUUUUCUAAUUGAAACAAAUUGACCUUCAGAUAAUUUUAAUGUGACUUGAAAAUCUACAGGAAAAAUGUAUGAUGUAACGAUAUAAUUAAGUUGUGUAUUUAUAACACAUCUCUCAUCUUUGUUGUAAGCAGAUAUUUUAGCAUUUAAAAUACCCCCACCCUACCAAAAUGGUUUGUUUAUUCCACAGCCACUUAUCUUGGAUAUUAUUUGUUUAUUUUCUUUUUAACUGUGAACUGUUCAAGUACAGUCACAGAACUAGAUACCUUUGUUUUUGCCGCAGUUGAGAACUCGACCUUUUGGGUCAUGUUGUACAAAUGGCUGCUUUAGGCAUGACCAGGAUGACUUUUUUUGGGCAGAACACGAGACCCCCAUUUUGGAGAGAGACCCUGAAGCUUUAGUCGUUAAAGAGCGGUCCCUAUAAGAUUUUCCCAGAUGGACUGAAGUGAUUAAACCUGUCAGAAAAAAGAGUUCCAUACUGUUCCUUUGAACAUGCUGGCCGUAUCCAUUCAUUAGGAUAGUCCUGUGUUUUUUUUUUUCCUAAUCAUUAAGACAUAUGCAUAUCUUGCAGUAAUCAAGUACAUAGUAUCCCAGGAAGUUUUGUUCAGCAGAUAGAGUGAAGUGGCAAACAGGAUUAGAGGCAAGUACCACAGUGCAGCUCUGUGUUGCACAUGAUAGAAUUGAUAUGCAGUAUAGUGCUGAAAAUGGGCUUUUUUGGUUUCACAGUUAAACAGAUCUUUUAACGGUGUUCAUAGCUCAUACAUUACAGGACUGAUGUCACUUUUCUACCAGACAGCACAGAGAUUUACAUUUGAGCAUCACACAAAAGGAUUUAUGUAAUUGAGUGUACUUAGAGCAACAGCGAUUUUGUACAAUGGCACUGUCGGUCCUAAAAACAAGAGAUCAUUAUUUUUAUCGCAUUGAAGUUUCCCAUAAUUAAAACAUUUAUUUCUCAAAAUGAAUGUAAGUAAUGCAAGACUAAAAAAUGAGUACUAGUAUAUGUCUAAAUAUGAAGCGCUGCCCACUGUUAGAUGGUUUGUAUUCGGCAGGAUUGGAUGUGCGUAGCGUUUUUCUUAAUGGAUGCUUACCUCAAACAUUUGUGAUGGUAAAGUCCAUUUCCACAAGCUCCACAAACACAAUUACAAAAAGACCUGCCUGCAAAUACUGGGAGGGAAAGAGCAUUCUCUUCUGUGAUAACUGCUAUGCAAAACCAACUGGGUUUUCUCCGAACGACAGUGUUACACACAAUUUGUGCUCUUUUUCCAUCAUGUGGUAUAAAGUGCUGUUUGUGCAGUCUAUUCUUCUGCGUGGUUUGCAGUGUGACUUUGUUACCUGCACAAUGCCAAGCUACUUUAGACAGACAGAAUGGGGUAUCUGGGUAGGGCCAGAGCUGAACUCCUUUGCUGUUCACUUUUUAUACAACUGCGGGCAUAAAGAAACAUAAACCCAUCGCAAAUCUUGUAAACUUUAUAUUUUUUACAGAAACCUUCUUUCAGCUCACAAGUUUUGUUUUCAGUGGUACUUGGGUUUCUAUGCACUUUAAUUUAGAAAAAUAUUGCAAAAGUAGAUGGACAUUGGGGGGAAAAAAGUUAGUUGGGCUUUUACUCACAACCUCAGACAUGAGUACUGUUUUGUCAUAUGCAAGUAAAAAGAAAGCUGUUCUCCCUUUCAGUAAGUUGUAAACAUAGGACAGAUUUUGCAAACAAAAUGCAUCUGGAUCUUUUAGUCAGAGAAUAAUAUGCUACCUUUUUAUAUUUUUAGGAUGUUUUGUUACAGAAUGGAUCAAAUUACCAGCCUACGACAGCACUAAAUAUAACACAAAUUAUCCCAACCCAGCUGAAACAAUAACCCUUUCCAGUUUGUGUGUCCUUCCAACAUUCUGAAAAACUGAAAUAAUUGUGAUUUUUUUCUUUACAAAGUUUGAAGUUGAUUGUUUUUUCAGCUUGGUCAAGUUGAUUUAUGUUUCCCACAAAUUACAAUAUACCUCUUCAAUGAAAGUGGAAGAAAAGUGUUGUGGCUCACCAGAAAAAGAAGUGGAAUGAGCUCAGCGGUCACUUCUGUUCAUGUCCCAGAUGAACCCGGGUACGAAGGGCAUCCGUGUAUAAAAAGCUGUUUAUGUUAGGACAUAGAAGAGAGAAACUGUUUAGUUAAAUUAAUGUUUAGCAUAAUAUUUAAUGACCUUUGGCCUUGGUACCUUUUUUCUUGUUUUGAAAUAUUUUUGCAUCAAAUUGUAGUGUCAUGAUUUGUUAAAAUAUCUGCCAUUUUUGAAGUAAAAGCACUGAUUUAGAUGGUAAAUAAAAAUAACCUCAAAAAAAUCUACGAUAAAAUGUACAGGUACAGCAUAAACUUUAUGCAACUGUUUUGAAAUUUGUUUUUAUCUAGUUUACAGUUCUGAAUUAGCUGUUUGGUAUAAUGCCGGAUGGGUUUCUAAAGAGUACGAGAAAGUUAAAAAAAAAAUCUAAAAACAUAUCAUUAAAGGAAAGAAAAAAAAACAUUUUGCAGUUUUGUAAACCUCUGUACACUGUUUUGUAUUUAAAUUUGAUUUGCUGCUGUAAAGUAUAAAUAACUGAUGCUAAUGAUAAGAUAAUGUCUUUGCUACGUUCUGUGUGUUUAAUUUGAUAAAUGGAAGCUGUUAUUUAGGCUGUACAGAAUGGAAGUAUUCACAGUGGAUGUGUGUUCAUGUGUGGAUUAUUUCUGCAGCGAGUGUCUUUGAGGGAAAGGUCACUUUUGAACCGAGUCUCUGGCUGCGUCUUCCACUGUAAAUACUGUUGCGUGGUUUUCCUAUUAAUUGAGCCAUGGUGGCAUUUUGUUGUUUUCUGGGGGGGCAGGGGGAUGAAGAUGAUGACUCUGGAGUGCUGUAUAGUGUGCAUAUUUAUCUGGCUUAUUUUGCUUUCAAUAGAGCUAUUGCAAUAAAACGUGUUCAUGUA
Molecule: messenger RNA, 10414 nt
Organism: Lepisosteus oculatus (spotted gar)
Lineage: Eukaryota; Metazoa; Chordata; Actinopteri; Semionotiformes; Lepisosteidae
Gene: irs4b
Product: insulin receptor substrate 2-B
Biological process (GO): insulin receptor signaling pathway
Cellular component (GO): cytosol; plasma membrane
Molecular function (GO): insulin receptor binding; phosphatidylinositol 3-kinase binding
Source: RefSeq, a predicted model, not a curated record